AUGGAUUUCCAAUCUAGCCAAUAUCCUUCCACCUUUGCUGGGUUCUCCACCUCUGCCGCCCACCUUGGCCAAACUACGACACAUUCCCCGCAGAAUCAGUUCUUCAACUCGGAUCCACAAGCUCGGUUCGCGCAAUCAAACAACGCGUUCUCCUACGGCGGUCUCCCCAAUGGCGGCCAAGGCGCCUCGUUCCCUAACAGCAUGCACAGUGGCGCCAUGAUGCAGCCUGGAGCUGCCAUGUCCCAGGGCCAGCUUCACCAAGCACGAGCGCAACAGCAGCAGCAGCAGCAACAGCAGCAGCAGCAGCAGCAGCACAACCCGUAUUCGGGCGCGCCUUACUCACAGGCGCUGCCGUCGCCGGCCCAUCAGCAGUUCGCCCAGAACCGCCAGACCGCCUCGCCGGCCCUGAGUAACCAAGGCCAGCCUUAUGCCACACCUCAGCCGCAGCAGUCGCCCUCCACCCUGCCGUCGUCCAACGGUCAGCAGCAGCCCAUGAACUUCAACCUCUCAUCUCAGGUCAAGAGUGAGCCUGCGCAGGCGCAAACGCCCAUCAAGGCUGUGCCACAGUCGCCUGUGUCGCCCGUCACGCCGGCGAAAGCCCACGAGCGCGUCGCGGUUCUCCUUGAGAUCAACAGCAUACUCAUCAACGAGGCUACCAGCCUCCAGACUCAGGGCAAGGGCGGCCAAAUAGGAGUGGCCGAGGAGGGCAAACAACAGCCAUCCAAAGAGUACAUCGACUAUGUCCGUCGCCUACAAGCCAACCUCUCUUAUCUGGCACAGAAUGCCGAGAAGGUGCCCAAGCCAGGACAGCCCGUACAACCUGGGCCUGCGAUAAUGUCCGCGCCCACAACACACGAGGAGCUUGGCAAGCUAUAUCUCAGACUGCAAGGCCUUUUCCCCGGGUGGAAGGGCGGCCAGCCUGCAGCAAGGCAGUCGCCUGGCGGCCCACAACGGAUGAACUCGAAUACAUCACAACCGCCCAACAGCGCAGGUCUGCAGCAGAACUGGGGCCAAAACCCUAUGCAGCAGCAACCUAAGAUGGAGCAUCCACAGUGA
Molecule: messenger RNA, 1056 nt
Organism: Boeremia exigua
Lineage: Eukaryota; Fungi; Ascomycota; Dothideomycetes; Pleosporales; Didymellaceae
Exons: 3
Coding region: 1-1056 (351 amino acids)
Source: RefSeq, a predicted model, not a curated record